AUGCUUGUACAUGACCCGACGCAUGUACCUGACCCGACGGUAGUAUCUGACCCGAUGCUUGUACAUGACCCGACGCAUGUACCUGACCCGACGGUAGUAUCUGACCCGAUGCUUGUACAUGACCCGACGCUUGUAGCUGACCAGAAACUUGUAUCUGACCCGACUCAUGUAUCUGACCUGACGCAUGUACCUGACCCGACGUUUGUACCUGACCAGACGCUUGUACCUGACCCUACGCAUCUACCUGACUCGACGCAUGUACCUGACACAACACUUGUACGUGACCUGACGCUUUUACAUGGCCCGACACUUGUACCUAACCCGAUGCUAGUAUCUGACCCGAUGCUUGUACCUUACCCGACGCUUGUACUUGACCUGACGCUUGUACUUGACCCGACGCUCGUACGUGACCCGACGCUUAUACAUGACCCGACGCUUGUACCUUACCCGACGCUUGUACCUGACCUGAUGUUCAUACCUGCCCCGACGUUAGUACCAGACCCAACGCUCGUACCAGUCCCGAUGCUCGUGCCUGACCCGACGCUUGUAAGUGACCCAACGUUAGUACCUGACCCGACGCUUGUACCUGACCUGACAAUUGUACCUGACCCAACGGUUGUAUCUGACCCGACGCAUGUACCUGACCUGACGCUCGUACCUGACCCGACACAUGUAUCUAACCCGAUGCUUUUACUUGAUCCAACGCUCGUACCUGACCUGACAUUCGUACCUGACCCGACAUUUGUAUCUGACCCGACACUCGUACCUGACCCGACGGUUGUAUCUGACCCGACGCAUGUACUGCACCUGACGCUUGUAUAUAACCCGCCGCUCAUACCUGACCCAACGCAUGUACCUGAUCCGACGUUCGUACUUGACCUGAUGCUCGUACCUGACACGACACUUGUAUCUGACCCGAUGCUCGUACCUAAUCCGACGCUCGUACCUGACCCGACGCUCGUACCUGACCCGACGUUCAUACUUGACCCGACGAUCGUACUUAACCCGAUGCUUGUACUUGACCCGACGCUCGUACCUGACUCGAGGCGCGUACCUAACCCGACGCUUGUACCUGACCAGAUGCUCGUACCUAUCCCAACACCCGUAGCUGACCUGACGCUCGUACCUGACCCGAUGUUUGUACCUAACCCGAAGCUUGUACCUGACCCAAUACUUGUACCUGACUCGAUGGUUGUAUCUGACCCGACGCAUGCACCUGACCCGACGCUCGUACCUGACUCAACGCAUGUACCUGACACGAUGCUUGUACCUGACCCGACGCUUGUACCUGACCCGACGCUAGUACCUGAACUGACGCUCAUGUCUAAACCGAAGGUCGUACCUGACCUGAUGCUCGUACCUACCCGACGGUCGUACCUAACCCGACGCUCAUACCCGACCCGACGCUCGUACCUGACCCAACGGUUGUAUCUGACACGACGGAAGUACCUGACCCGACGCUUGUACUUAACAAUACGCAUCUACCUGACUCGUCGCAUGUACCUGACACGACGCUCGUACAUGACCCGACGCUCGUACCUGACCCUACGCUAG
Procambarus clarkii (red swamp crayfish) is the source of this 1554-nucleotide messenger RNA. RefSeq names its product soluble scavenger receptor cysteine-rich domain-containing protein SSC5D-like. The record is from RefSeq and is a predicted model, not a curated record. NCBI's taxonomy places the organism in Eukaryota, Metazoa, Arthropoda, Malacostraca, Decapoda, Cambaridae.